AUGUCCGAACUUGAAUCUCAUUUCGUUAUCGGUACCAUCGCUCCCUUCUCCCAUGUCCCACCCGUGAUUGAACUUUCUCUUGCACUCCUGACUCACACUUCUGAUCUAUGUAUCUCGGUGAUCCUUCAUACCAAUAAUUUAGAGAACUCCCAAAAUCUCAUUGAGAAUCAGGGUGUAUCGGACGAUGUAAAAGGGAGGAUCAAGUUGGUUCCCGUCGGUGAGAGAAGGGAAUGGAAUGAUGUGACUAGUUCGUAUAUGGAUGUGGUUUAUAAAGGUGGUGAAGGUUAUGCAGGGAUUUUACUAGGCUCAGCACCUUGGCCUCAUCCUUCGAUCUUCAUCUACGACGCAGCGGGUUUCUUCUGGAUCACCGUCAAGUCCAAAGUAGAAGAAAACUUCCCUCACUUGAACCCUCUCAGAUUGGUCGCAUAUAAUCCUCUACCCAUCGGUGAAAUCUUAUAUCUCGCUGGAGAAGAGAAGAACGGUUCUUUACGAUUCCUCGAAAAGGCUUUGGAAGAUUAUCCAGAGGUUAAGAACGCACCUCAAGUCAAUUUGCUUCAAGGAGGCUUGGACGAAUCCAAUCCCGAUAUCAAUUCUCAAGCAGCUUUCCUCACCAAGUUUACGGAAGCUUACAAAGCCUGCGUAUUUGAAUCGGAUAAAUUACUUGAGAUUCCAGGAUACGCCCCAUUCUAUUCAUUCGAAAGUUGGUCAUUGGAAAUCGACUGGUCCUCCACCGCCGAAAUAGCCUGGACUCAAUAUCUCCAAGGUUGGCAAUCAUGCGUUUCAUUACCCGAAACUUGGAUUACAUGUUUCCCAGCUUCUGUCCUUGAGCCCAAGGCUCUCGAUGCGAUACGACAAGAUGAGUUUUUCACUGGAGGUGGGAAGAAAGAGGUGAUUGAAUUGGGAUGGUAUGAGAGGAAACCUAAGGGUGAUUGGGGGGUGGGUGUCAAGGAGUUUUUGGAUAAGCAAAGAGAUCAAUCGGUGGUUUAUGUUAGCUUCGGUACACUCGUCAAUGCCGGUCCAACCCUUCCAGCCCUCUUCGACCUCCUUGAAGAGACCAAAACACCCUAUAUCUACGCAUGUGGUAAACAAAAACAUUCCUUACCGCAACAUAUCAAGGAUACUCUCGAAUUCUCCGAGAAAGAAGGUAUUUGUAUCGCACCGGAUUGGGUAGACCAAGUGGGCGUAUUGUCCCAUAGGGCUAUUGGUUGUUUUGUAAGUCAUUGUGGGGCGAAUUCUGUGGUUGAAGGUGUAGAAGCGGGUGUACCGAUUAUUUCAUGGGGUCGAAGAGGUGAUCAAGUCAUGCUAGCUUCCCAAAUCCAUUCUUCGGGAUUAGGUAUCGAGCUCCUCCAGCACCGUACAGGUCAUUCAGUAGGUAAAGAGGUAGCUCAUCGAAAGGGUAUCGUCAUACAUGGUACGCAAGAUGCACUGAAAGAGGAAGUUCGAAAUGCUUUGGAGAUUGUUAACGGACCUGAAGGAGAGGAAAUGAGAAAGAGAGCCAAAGCGUUGAGUAAGAGGAUGGAUGAGAAGAGAAAGGGGGAAUGGUUGGAGAAUAUCAAAAAGUUUGGGUUGUACGGUAGAGACUAG
Kwoniella botswanensis is the source of this 1584-nucleotide messenger RNA. RefSeq lists its product as uncharacterized. Bases 1 to 1584 code for a protein of 527 amino acids. NCBI's taxonomy places the organism in Eukaryota, Fungi, Basidiomycota, Tremellomycetes, Tremellales, Cryptococcaceae. Gene Ontology annotation, molecular function: UDP-glycosyltransferase activity. The transcript has 8 exons. The record is from RefSeq and is a predicted model, not a curated record.